This is a messenger RNA of Prorocentrum cordatum, 1895 nucleotides long. The record is from the annotation of a GenBank genome assembly. NCBI's taxonomy places the organism in Eukaryota, Dinophyceae, Prorocentrales, Prorocentraceae.
GUCGGCGCGAGAUGGCCGCCAGCUCAGGCGCGCAGUCCUCAUCGGGCGCGCCUUUGACGUUGGCCCAGCAAUACGAGCAAGAAGAAGAUUGUGCGAUCUCUUUCGAGCUCGCGGUGAAGGUGACGGGCGCUCUGGUGUGCGCAACCAUCAAGAAGCCUGACCACCACGACGGCCCGCGGCGGGCCAUCCAGCCGGCGCACUUGCCGCUCAUGGACGAGCUCACUUCGCGUUCAAAGCCUGGCACGCUGACCGUAACGCACCUUGUCGACGUUUGCUUGAACGUCGAUGACAUGUUCGACAGGGUCGCCGUGUUGGGUCUGAUGCAGAACCACGAGUAUCUCCAACUCCCAGGCGUUCUCAGCCCGAAGGCCGUGAUAGCAUUCAACUUCCACAUGAACUUGUGCAUUCUUCCAGCCGAAAACAACAAGGUUGAGGUGUUCAAGCACUUCGUGUUCGACGGGAAGCCCCCUCUCGAAGUUGCACGGCGCGUGUGCCAGGGAGAUGCAAUCUUGGUGAAUUUCGGGGCAAACAAGAGAGUUGGGCCGCUAGCUUUCAUCUACCUGUUCCAGCGCAUGGGCGGCUUCCAGGUUACGUACCAUACCUUCAAGACGAAGUCUGGCAAGCGUUGUGACAACCUGGAAACGCCGCAGCAGAUCUCCGACGGCUACGACUUCAUCGAGAAGAACAAGCACUUCUUUACCAAAAGAGGUUGCAAGAUGCGCCGCUGGGUCGACACAGAGACGCAGAGGGAGGAAUCUCCGAUCUUCGGCUGGAACGUCGGCCGCGUCCUCGCUGCCAUCAAGGACCUGAAGGACGCGGACGCCCAGGCAGCGCCUGAGGAGGAGUAUCCGUUGUUCUGGUGCCAUAUCCAGCCAUGGCUUCAGCCCAUCCUCGAAAAGCACAUGGACAAAUGGGACGAGGAUGCGCAGUUGUGGCUUGGAAUCGGCGGGAGCGGCAAGUCCAGCGUGCAGUGCAUCGUCGGUUUCGCCAUGGCGCGCUACCGCAUCUUCGAGCUGGACCUCGUCGGCGCGACGGCCGGCGUUCGCUCCUCCACAGACUUCGACCAUUUCCGCGAGGACGCUGGCCAACCGCACAUCUCUACCAUGUUCGACGAUGGCGAUCUGGACCGAAUGCCUCCGAGAAAGAUAAAGGCCUUCUUCGAUAAGAAGAAAAAGUCUCAGAUGACAACGGAAAGGUAUUCGAGCACCAAGUUCGACGGCAAGGAGCACCGCAGCGCGGGGGACAAUAAGGUGGACCUGGCGGCAGAGCCCCACAUCACCCUCGACGGUCAGAGGUAUCCGCAGUCGGCGGGCUUCGGGUACACUGGCAUUAGCUACGAGGUUUUCAGCAAGAUGAUCCGGCCUGCGUUCCACGUGGAAAUGAGCCAGCCUGACAUUGAAGCCGUAUUGCGACGCGUCCAAGUAUACGUGAACACGGAGAAGUCGUUCUACGUGCGCCCCGCUGGAGUCGGCGACGAGGUCAAGAUCGAGCGCUACGAGCUCAAGACGCCGAAGCUCAUAACUGACGAGGCACUUAAGAUCUUGAAGCGCUGGAAGAAGACUGGCGAGCUGAUCCCUCUGGCCACCAGAACCCAGAUGGAGGCAGAGAAAUCCGAGCUAUUCAAGAGGAAGCUGUGGUCUGGGAGUGGCUCGGCCAGCAGCGCUGCCGCCGCCGGCGCGAGUGUGAAGCAGGAGAUACCUUCACCACCCCCACCGCAGCGGAGGCGUGCGUUCGCGCGUUCCCUCUCGGGCCAGUCCGCAGAGAACGCUGAGAUCGACUUGAACGACAUCUCGUCGCCGAGCGGGCAGAGCAAGAAGAUGCGCGCGGGCGACGACGCCGACGCCGCGGCCAGCUACGCGUCGCAGAAUCAGGGGGGUGACGACAUCGUCGACUAG